AUGGCCUCGGGAGUGGGCGCGGCCUUCGAAGAGCUGCCUCACGACGGCACGUGUGACGAAUGCGAGCCCGACGAGGCUCCAGGUGCGGAGGAAGUGUGCAGAGAAUGUGGCUUCUGCUACUGCCAUCGCCACGCUGAGGUGCACAAGCAGAAGUUCCUCAGUCACCACCUAGCGGAAUACAUCCAUGGCGCUGGGGCCUGGACCUCGGGAGCCAAGCGGGAGGGCGAGGGGCAAGACAAAAUUGAAGGCAAGGCGGAGAAUGAGACUGAGAUAGAAAGCGAAGCGGGGGAAGAGAGUGAGUCCGACGAGGAGAGUGAAUCAGAAGAGAGCGAGAUCGAGGAGGAGAGUGAGGAUGACAGCGUUGAGGAGAGUGAAGAAGACAGCGAGGAAGAAAUGGAGGAUGAACAAGAAAGCGAGGCAGAGGAGGACAACCAGGAAGAAGGAGAAUCUGAGGCUGAGGGAGAAACAGAGGCUGAGAGUGAAUUCGAUCCAGAAAUAGAAAUGGAAGCAGAGAGAGUGGCCAAGAGAAAGUGCCCGGAUCAUGGGCUAGAUUUGAGCACCUAUUGCCAGGAAGAUAGGCAGCUCAUCUGUGUCCUGUGUCCGGUCAUUGGGGCUCAUCAGGGCCACCAGCUCUCCACCCUAGACGAAGCCUUCGAAGAACUAAGAAGCAAAGACUCAGGCGGACUGAAGGCGGCUAUGAUAGAGUUGGUGGAAAGGUUAAAAUUCAAGAGCUCAGACCCUAAAGAGCCAGCUGCCACUGAGAAUGCUUUUGUCCUCACGACCUGGAGUGUGAUCUGGGAAAUGGUUUAA
Orycteropus afer afer is the source of this 810-nucleotide messenger RNA. It is a transcript of the gene TRIM44, whose product is annotated as tripartite motif containing 44. The record is from RefSeq and is a predicted model, not a curated record. Lineage: Eukaryota; Metazoa; Chordata; Mammalia; Tubulidentata; Orycteropodidae. Gene Ontology annotation, molecular function: zinc ion binding. The transcript has 3 exons. Bases 1 to 810 code for a protein of 269 amino acids.